Sinocyclocheilus grahami is the source of this 1251-nucleotide messenger RNA. RefSeq names its product deoxynucleoside triphosphate triphosphohydrolase SAMHD1-like. The record is from RefSeq and is a predicted model, not a curated record. The coding region runs from base 1 to 1251 and encodes 416 amino acids. Gene Ontology annotation, cellular component: nucleus. The transcript has 14 exons. Gene Ontology annotation, molecular function: dGTPase activity. Gene Ontology annotation, biological process: dGTP catabolic process; regulation of innate immune response; defense response to virus. NCBI's taxonomy places the organism in Eukaryota, Metazoa, Chordata, Actinopteri, Cypriniformes, Cyprinidae.
AUGCGCAGCAGUGGCCCGUCAACUGUCCUGAUGUUAUGGGAGAUUAUCAAGGAUGAAUUGCAGGACAUCCUGAAGAAAUACUCCUUAGACUUCUCAAAAGAACAAAUGAAGAUUUUCAAUGACCCCAUUCAUGGACACAUGGAGCUGCACCCGCUGCUGGUGAAGAUCAUUGAUACUCCUCAGUUUCAGAGACUCAGACACAUCAAACAACUGGGAGGAACAUAUCUGGUGUAUCCGGGUGCUUCUCACAAUCGCUUUGAACACUCUCUUGGCGUGGCGUAUUUAGCAGGACGUCUGGUGAAGGUUCUUCACAACAAUCAGCCAGAGCUCAAAAUUACCAAACAGGAUUUCCUGUGUGUUCAGAUCGCUGGUCUGUGUCACGACUUGGGUCAUGGUCCGUUUUCUCAUGUAUUUGAUGGUCUGGUUAUUCCUCAAGCCAAAAGAAUAAAACAAUUAAGAGGCCUGCAUGAUGACAUCCCUGAAAAGUGGAAGCAUGAGCAGAUGUCAGUUCUGAUGUUCGAUGACAUUGUGAAGAGUCUGAAGGCUGAGAAUGAAGACGUGUUGAAAGAACAUGGACUGGAUGAUAAAGAUGCCACCUUCAUUAAAGAGUUAAUCGAAGGAGCAAAAACUUCAGAGUGGACAUACAAGGGCAGAGAUGAAGACAAAUCCUUCUUGUAUGAGAUUGUGGCAAAUAAACAGAACGGCAUUGAUGUGGACAAAUGGGACUAUUUCGCACGAGACUGUCAUCAUCUGGGCAUCCGAAACAGUUUUGACCAUCAGCGUCUGCUGAAGUUUGCUCGAGUCUGUGAAGUGAGCGGGAGAAAACACAUCUGCUUCAGAGACAAGGAGGCUGAUAAUGUUUAUGACAUGUUUCGCACCCGAUACACUCUCCAUCGCCAGGCCUAUCAGCACAAGAUCUGCAACAUCAUCGAAGACAUGUUUGCGGAAGCGCUCGUACGAGCUGAUCGUGAUCUUCAUGAAGGAAAACAUGAAGAUAUGCUGAAGAUUUCUGAAGCCAUAAAAACAGCAGAGGACUACAGCAAACUCACAGAUGAGAUCUUUGAGCAGAUCUUGUCCUCCACUGCUGACAAUCUGAAGAAAUCCAGAGACAUCUUGAACAAGAUCGUCAGAAGAAAACUGCCAAAGUUUGUUGGAGAAGCUCGACUGACUAAGAACAACAUCUCAAAGGAAGAGCUGACAGAAACAUGGAAGGCAGCAUUAGAGAAGUGGUUGAUCUGGAUCAUGGCAUGA